UACACAUAUCUGUCUUCCUCACUAGAGUUUAAUCCCUAGCACCUAGAACAGUCUGCGAAAGAGCAAGGCACUAAAUUAAAAUUGUUUGUCAACUUGCUGUUAAAAUUGUAACAUUCCAGAGGUAAGAGACAAUGUGGAAAUAAAACGGGGUCAACUUGGAAAGAGAAGACAAGAAUAAAGAUGAUUAUACAACACCAUCACUGCCAACCAAGCCCUUUGAGAGUACAAAGGUUAAAUGCUAAUUAACACAACAUUCUCUGAAGGAAUAAAUAUGGUUUACAUAUUUUGAAAAUUCAAUUUUCUGCAAUGCAAUCAACAACAACAUCAAAGGUGGGCUCGACCAAUUCUUAGGAAAAGGUCAGAUAUAACCAAGCAUGAAGCGUUCAGGUCUUUUGGUUCUCAUUUUCUCUGCUGUCUCUCUGACAACGGACUGGGCAGAGGAUGGAAAACAAAACAAAUUACCCAACUGUACUAGGCUUUAGUAGCCUGGUAAAUGAAUUAGGGUGUUAGGUUAAGUGUUAAAAUGGACUCUUUAAAAUAGCAAAACAUUUUACUUAUUUGUGGAAUUCUCUCCAAGUGGCAUGACUGAUUAAUCAGGAGAUGAAUAAUAUGAAGAACACGAUGACAAUUCUAGAAGGCAAGCAAACAAUCCCCAUAGAACACACAGUUGAUGUAUUUUGAAAUUCGCAAAAAUUUUACAACGAAGUUGAAGAAUGGGGGUACGAUAACAAGUGGUAAUGGGAAUCUAAUGAGAAAAAAGAUGGGUCCCGUUUCCAACACGCUACCCCGGCAACCAAGGAUACAGGCUUCACUCUUGUUCUUAAAUAUAUGUAUUUUUAUUUGUGGAGAAGCUAUACAACAUAACUGUGGACAUCAAUCUACGGAUUCUGCAGUAGUUAACAUUGUGGAAGAUGUAUCUAAUGCAAAAGACGAAAAUAAAAGUUAUGAUACUGUUUAUAAGGAAGAUUGUGAGGAAUCAUGUGAUGUUAAAACCAAAAUUACAAGAGAAGAAAAACAUUUCAUGUGUAGAAAUUUGCAAAAUUCUAUUAUUUCUUACACACGAAGUACCAAAAAACUACUAAGAAAGAUAAUGGAUGAGCAACAAGCUUCCUUGGAUUACUUAUCUAAUCAGGUAAAUGAGCUCAUGAAUCGAGUUCUUCUUUUGACUACUGAAGUUUUUAGAAAACAGCUGGAUCCUUUUCCGCACAGACCAGUUCAGUCACAUGGUUUAGAUUGUACUGAUAUUAAAGAUACCAUUGGCUCUGUCACCAAAACACCAAGCGGUUUAUACAUAAUCUAUCCAGAAGGAUCUAGCUACCCAUUUGAGGUAAUGUGUGACAUGGAUUACAGAGGAGGUGGAUGGACUGUGAUACAGAAAAGGAUUGACGGGAUAAUUGAUUUCCAAAGGUUAUGGUGUGAUUAUCUGGAUGGAUUUGGUGACCUUUUAGGUGAAUUUUGGCUAGGACUAAAAAAGAUUUUUUAUAUCGUAAAUCAGAAAAAUACCAGUUUUAUGCUGUAUGUGGCAUUGGAAUCUGAAGAUGACACAUUGGCUUAUGCAUCAUAUGAUAAUUUUUGGCUGGAGAAUGAAACAAGAUUUUUUAAAAUGCACUUAGGCCGGUAUUCAGGAAAUGCUGGUGAAGAAACAUGAAAGAUUAAGUGACUUGCCCAAGAUUCCCAGCUCCUCACAUUUGAGCCAGGGCAAGAAACCAGGAAGGUUAUUAGAAAAACUAGUUUAAUGUUUUCCACUAUAUCUUGGUGCAUCUACUCAUUUCCAAAUACAUUUAAUUUGUUAGAACUUCAAAAUACUUGAUGUUAAAUUUAUAUUUUGAUGCUAGAAUUUUAACUUUAAGAAAAACUAAAUUCAAUGCUCUCGUAUUUCAAUGCUUAUGUAUUUUUGGUGCUAGAAAUCCAGAAAUGAAUGAGAUAUAUUCUUAGCUCCUUAAAUGAUAACAAUAUAGAUGGGAUAAAUAAAUUGAAUACAGAAGACUAAUAGAGCUUUGGGGGUUAAAAGGAGGGAGAAAAUGAUUUCAAUUAAUUGCAUACAGAAAAUCAUUAUGGAAAGGUAUUUUUCAAUAAGAGUUUAUAUUAGAUUCAACCCAGGAAGCUUUUGAAAGUCCUGCAGAAUCUCACUCAGUAAAUUUGGGCCCAGGUAUUUGUGUUCACAGAUGGAUAUGUUGGCAUCCUUAUGGUUGAGACCCACUGAUUUGUACUUGGAGAAAUGGAUAGGCUUUUGGCAAAUGAAUGUUGGCAAAAAGAGCAGCUUGAGUCAUGGCACAGAGGUAGGAAAAUUACUAGGUAUGAAGAGUUGUCUGGUAUGGCUGGAAUCUAUGACAUCUGAGGGGGUUUAGCCUUGGGAUAUUAGGUAAAAGUCUGAAAUCUUUCAAAUUUUGAUAUAGAAUAAAAAUUUUAAAGAGUUACAGUAUAUAAUUUUUAAUGCUUCAUCUCUAAAAGUAUAAAGAACUAUCUAAAUAUGGAACAUACUAUGUUAGGAUAAGUUUAUGUGGGGUCCCUAAAAGACAAUUAGUAUCUAAGUGGAAAACGAAUUUUAUAAUGGCAAAAAUGUUUCUUCAUUAUAGAACUUUCAAAUUUUGGCAUGCCCUACUCUACAUUUUCCCAAAAGUAUUGUUAAGUAACUUUCAAUUGUUGAUCACAUAAUAUAGUUAAAAUAAAGAAGUUGUCGAUAGACUGUAAAGACAGGAACAUAGAUUAAACCAGAGGGAUAAGUGUGAUUGUGUGUAUGGUAGAAGUGGGCUACAAAUCUGACUUUGAGCUAAGAGCAAAUAU
Pteropus alecto (black flying fox) is the source of this 2784-nucleotide messenger RNA. RefSeq names its product angiopoietin like 5 (gene ANGPTL5). Bases 671 to 1648 code for a protein of 325 amino acids. The record is from RefSeq and is a predicted model, not a curated record. Lineage: Eukaryota; Metazoa; Chordata; Mammalia; Chiroptera; Pteropodidae. The transcript has 10 exons.